This is a messenger RNA of Schizosaccharomyces osmophilus, 774 nucleotides long. It is a transcript of the gene rce1, whose product is annotated as CAAX prenyl protease. Gene Ontology annotation, molecular function: metalloendopeptidase activity. The record is from RefSeq and is a predicted model, not a curated record. Gene Ontology annotation, cellular component: endoplasmic reticulum membrane. Gene Ontology annotation, biological process: CAAX-box protein processing. The transcript is spliced from 2 exons. NCBI's taxonomy places the organism in Eukaryota, Fungi, Ascomycota, Schizosaccharomycetes, Schizosaccharomycetales, Schizosaccharomycetaceae. Bases 1 to 774 code for a protein of 257 amino acids.
AUGAUCCAUACAUUCCUUGUUUCUACCUGCUAUACUUGUUUGUACAUUGGAUCCCUAUACAUCUUUGCAGUAGGAAGACCAAAGCCUGGUUUGGUUCGUAAUAAUCCAAAUGUUGUUUUGGCACGAUGCAUUGGAGUAAUCAUUGCGUCUUUUCUAUCUUGUUUCUUUACAAAUUGGUUAUGUAAUAUUAAUCCCCUUGUUUCUUUCGAUUUCAAACAGACUGUAAAAUGCCUGUUGCAUGUAGGAAUCCUAUUUUUGGGGCCAUUAUAUCAGACGAUCUUCAUUGACAAAUUGUACAAGGACUGUAUAGAAUAUCUAUUUUUUGAAAUUAGGAAUUUAGCGACUUGGCGGAACCUAGUUAUUGGGCCUCUAUCAGAAGAGGUAAUGUUUCGCUGUGCCAUGAUUCCUUUAUUUGAAAGAGCAAACUACUCUCGGAAAGAAACCAUCCUCUCGGCGCCCUUUCUCUUCGGGUUUGCUCACUUUCAUCAUUCCUACGAACUUUUGCUGAGUUACCCGGGAGCAUAUGUGAUUGCAAUGGUACAAUUCCUAGUGCAAUUCUUCUACACAACAUUAUUUGGAUGGUAUAGCACGUAUGUAUUUCUACAGACUCAUAGCUUAUGGCCUACAUUUCUAAUUCACUCUUUUUGCAACUUUAUGGGAUUGCCCGUAUUUUACGGAAGAAUUGGAACAACUUUUCAGACGACUAUCUACUAUACUCUACUAAUCACCGGCCUCUUUCUUUUUGUCAUUACCUGGAAUAUGUUUUAUUCGUAA